AUCUACUAGCUUUUAAUCUGGUUCUGUCCACGAGACCUGAUCGUCAUUCGGUCACCUCUAUACAUCUCCCGUUCGUUGAAAUCCUCAUAAUCAUCAGCUAUGAAUAACAGUAACUACUCACUUCUCUCACGACGGAGCUCCAACUCCAGCACUCACCGUUUUGGGCGACUGCCUUGCUUCGGCAACAUUCACUUGAAGCGUUUCCCAAGCACGCGCACCUUGGAUUCACAUGCCCUGGCUGAGUAUCAUGGUGAGCUCGAUGCUCUAUCUCAAGAUUGGGAAACGCGCGUAUUUGAGUACUGGGAGAUGUACUGGGACAGAAUGAGCUCCGUUCAGGGGAGCAUGGGUCAGGAGGAGCCUCUAGAGUAUGUCAACUGUUCAUCCUCCGCACAAGCUGGGUCGCUGCAUCCAUCGAAGUCACUCAAAGACUACCUUCGAGGGCUCGCGACACUCAACAAGCAUAUACAACAAUACUACAAGCAACAAGAGUUAAAACGGCACCAGACCAAGGCAAUCAACACUAAGCAGAAGAUCGAUAAGAAGUAUCGCAGUCAACUUGGAAUGAGGAUUCACGAGACCACCAUCGAAGAUUUUCCAACUAAUCUCGACGAGAUGACGUGCUACUGGGAUCCAUGGUACGUCACGGAACCUGAGCCUCGGCCAUACAUGAGACCCAAAAUCGGAGGCAACUACAUCGUCAAUGAGUAUUACUCAUCUGACCAUAAGCUACGAUUAAGAAAGGUCUACCAGAAGGACGGGGAGGCUACGGUGACCUCAUGUCUUCGACCAGAUGAGUUUGAUAAACUCGACGUUACAACGCUGUAUAUUUACGACCCCAAUCGCCAACCUGACGAAGGCUUCAGCUCAUGGACGGAGAGAGAUGACGAAGAUGAAAAAGAGGAAACUAAGGUUUGAAAUCCAUGGAAGAGCAAGCGUGAGCGGAUAGAAGAUAGACUAUAGAGCCAACUGCUUCACCAUGCA
Molecule: messenger RNA, 981 nt
Organism: Annulohypoxylon truncatum
Lineage: Eukaryota; Fungi; Ascomycota; Sordariomycetes; Xylariales; Hypoxylaceae
Exons: 1
Coding region: 100-915 (271 amino acids)
Source: RefSeq, a predicted model, not a curated record